UCCCGGAGAUCCGGCGUCGGGGAUCUCGCCGUGGGGGUGCCUCGCCGGGCGUCCUUCCCGGUCCCUCUGUGCCCGGAGCCUGGGGCCGUGGGGCCGUCCCUCCCUCGGCACGGGUGCGGGGGCGCUGGCGGGCCUGGCGGCUGGGUGCGCCAGCGCGGAACCGCGCCACGGAGAUGUUCUCGACGCCCGGGCUGCCCACCCCGGGGACCUCGCUGGUCCUGCGGGUGUCGUUCGUGGACGUGCGCCCUGAGGUGAUCCCCGUGCAGCUCUGGGGGCUGGUGGGCGAGCGGCGGGAGGAGUACUUGCGCCUGAACCGGGAGAUUCAGGAAGCGGCGGCCACGCGCCUCCCGUGGGCGCCGGGCAGCGCCACGGCCUCUCCGGGCGAGCUGUGCCUGGUGCAGGUGGGGCUCGUAUGGCACCGCUGCCGCGUGGUCAGCCAGCAGGCGCAGGAGAGCCGCGUCUUCCUGCUCGACGAGGGCCGCACCGUCACGGCGGACGCGGGCUCCCUGGCGCCGGGGCGCAGCGAGUUCUUCCACCUGCCCUCCGAGGUGCUGGGCUGCGUGCUGGCCGGCCUGGUGCCGGCGGACGGUGGCGGCGCGGGCGGGGGCGAGCCCCAGCACUGGCCGCCCGGCGCCGUGGACUUCCUCAGCAGCCUGCAGGGCGGGCAGGUGCACGGGCGCGUGCUGGACGUGCUGCUGCUCCAUCGCCUGGUCCUUCUGGAGGUGCCCGGGCUGUCGCAGCAGAUGCAGGAGCUCAGCCUGGCGCGGCAGGUGCCCGACAGCCUCUUCCGCUCGCUUCUCAAGCGCUACGUGACGGCGGCCGCUGCCGGCCUAGGCUCGGGGGCCCGGGUCCUCCCGCGAGUCCCUCCGAAGCAGGAGCACCCUGGCCUGGACUAUUUCUACCCGCAGCUGCAGCUGGGCGUGACGGAGCCGGUGGUGGUGACCCAGGUGUGCCACCCCCACCGCAUUCACUGCCAGCUCCGGAGCCUCUCGCAGGAGAUCCACCGCCUGUCCGAGAGCAUGGCCCAGAUAUACUGGGGUUCCACGGGGACGGGGGAUGAGAACUCUACCAGUGCCACCCGGGAGGAGAGGGAGGAGAGCCCAGACAAGCCUGGCUCUCCGUGUGCCUCCUGUGGGUUGGACGGACAUUGGUACAGAGCGCUCUUGCUGGAGACGUUUCGGCCCCAGCGCUGUGCCCAGGUGCUCCACGUAGACUAUGGAAGGAAGGAGUUAGUGAGCUGCAGCAGUCUCCGCUACUUGCUGCCCGAGUAUUUUCGAAUGCCCGUGGUGACCUACCCCUGUGCCUUGUAUGGGCUCUGGGACGGUGGGAGAGGCUGGUCUCGGUCACAGGUGGGUGACCUGAAGACACUGAUACUGGGCCAGGCGGUGAAUGCCAAGAUUGAAUUUUACUGUUCCUUUGAGCACGUGUAUUAUGUCACUCUGUAUGGAGAAGAUGGGACCAACCUGAACUGUGUAUUCGGGCUACAGUCCUGUUGCCUGGCCGACCAAUUCCUGCAGAGCCAGGGAAGGGAGGAGGAGGAGGAGGAAGGGGAAGAAGAGGAGGAAGAGGAGAAGGGACAAGCCACAGCUCUUCAGUCUCAGUCUCCUGCUGAAGAAGCGGAUGAAGAGAUUCCACUCCCGGCCUUAAGAUCUACCAGGUUGAAGAUAAACGCCUUCUAUGAUGCCCAGGUAGAGUUUGUUAAAAAUCCGUCCGAGUUUUGGAUUAGGUUGAGGAAGCACAAGGGCACCUUCAGCAAGCUGAUGAGGAGGAUGUGCAGGUUCUAUUCCUCAGCCAGUAAGCUGGAGGGGGUGGUGUUGAAACCCAAACCCGAUGACCUUUGCUGUGUCAAAUGGAAAGAGAACGGCUAUUAUCGGGCCAUGGUCACCAGAUUAGAUGACAAGAGUGUGGCCGUAUUCCUAGUUGACCGGGGCAGUUUGGAAAAUGUGGAUUGGUACGACGUGAGGAUGCUGCUUCCUCAGUUUAGACGACUGCCAGUGUUGGCUCUGAGGUGCACGCUGGCCGAUAUUUGGCCUUUGGGGAAAAGCUGGAGCCAGGAGGCAGUUUCCUUUUUCAAAAAGACUGUGCUCCACAAAGAAUUGGUUAUCCAUGUCCUUGAUAAGCAGGAUAAGCAAUAUGUUAUUGAGAUUCUUGAUGAAUCAAGAACAGGGGAAGAAAACAUUAGUAAGGUAAUGGCUCAAGCCGGAUAUGCAAAGUAUCAGGAAUUUGAAACACAGGAGAACAUUCCCGUAAGUGCCCAUUCUCCAGGGCGUGUUUCAAACCAUUUUACUGCCAAGAAUAGCAAAAUCUCUCCUGCCAAGAGGGGAGACGUAGAACAGAAGGCCCAGAGAGACAACACAACUAGCUCUGUUGCAGAAAUUUUGACUGAUCCACCAGUCGCUGCAGACACCCCAGCUGGACUAGUGGUGCAGGAGAAAGAAAAAAGAGUAUCUGUUUAUCCUCCUCUAGUGCAGAACUUCCUGGAAAUUACGCCAGACUCUCCUUGUAAAGGAGAGGUGAGAGUCGGAAGUACAGUAGGAGUCAAAGUGUCUUCUGUUGAAAACCCUGGCUGCUUCUGGUGCCAGCUGACCAGGAACAUUCAAGACUUUAAAACUUUGAUGUGUGAUAUCCAGGACUACUGCGAGAAUACAGCUGCUCCUUACCAGGGGACCGCCCCCGCUUGUCUGGCAAAACGCACGGUAAAUGGAAAAUGGUCCAGAGCUGUGAUCCGCGGGGCACAAUCUUCACAGCGCGUCAGAGUAAUGUUUGUAGAUUAUGGAGACGAAGAUGUGGUAGCUGUGAAGAAUAUUUGCUCAAUUAGUGAAGAGUUUCUCAAGGUUAAGGCUCAGGCUUUUCGGUGCAGUCUUUAUAAUUUAAUUCAACCAACGGGUCAAAAUCCUUUUGCUUGGAAUGAAAAGGCAAUCCAAGCUUUUAGGGAAUUUGUAGACAACGCAUGGGAAGACAAUCUCGAGUUGAAAUGCACAGUAUUUGCUUUGGCUUCAGCGCAUGACGAAGAGCUGUUUAACAUAGUGGAUUUGCUAACACCGUUUCAGAGUGCCUGCCACUUUUUGGUAGAAAAGAGACUCGCAAGGCCAGUGAAACUUCAGAAGCCCCUGGAGUCCUCCGUUCAGCUACAUUCUUACUACUAUUCGACACACGAGAUGAAAAUUGGAAGUGAAGAAUUGGUGUAUAUAACGCAUGUGGAUGACCCUUGGACAUUUUAUUGCCAACUGGGAAGAAACGCAAAUAUUUUAGAACAGUUGUCCUGUAAUAUUACACAAUUGAGUAAAGUUUUGCCGAAUUUAAAAACAUCCCCCUUGACCCCUGGAACCUUGUGCCUUGCCAGGUACACUGAUGGAAACUGGUAUAGGGGGAUGACAAUAGGAAAAGAACCAAAGAAAGUCUUUUUUGUUGAUUUUGGAAACAUACAUGUUGUGACCAGCGAUGAUCUGCUUCUGCUACCUAGGGAUGCGUAUGAUGUCUUACUUCUGCCCAUGCAAGCUGUUAAGUGUUCAUUGUCUGACAUACCCGCUCACAUACCAGACGAAAUUACAACAUGGUUCCAGGAGACUGUUUUAGAUAAGUCAUUGAAGGCUUUGGUGGUGGCAAAAGAUCCAGAUGGGAGACUGAUUAUAGAACUCUAUGACGACAGUAUCCAAAUCAACUCUAAUAUCAAUGAGAAGUUAGGGGUACUUGGCUACAAGGGUGGGACAAGAAAAAAAGAAGAAAGCAAAGAUCUCCUCACCGCGACAGAAACUCUUGAAGUAAAGAAGGAAAAUCUCAAGUUGUCACCUACGGAGUAUUCAAGUAGAUCAGUAGAGAACUCUGCAUUAUGUAGCAUGGAGAUCUUGGGAGAACCACACAAAUCUAAGACCAGCCCAGCAUGUAGGGAACCCAAGCUUUUACGAAGUUUGACCAAGACAAACUUCGUCACUCAGUAUCAGGACUCCGUGGGAAAUAAAGAUAAUCAAAUGUGUCCCUUCACAGCCGAGAAGAAAGAAGAAAGUUUUGCUGAGUCACCUUUGAAAGCCACAAGACUAGAAGCUACCCUUUCAGAGAGAAACAUAGGAGAUUCGUGUAACAAAGAUUUGCCUCUAAAAUUUUCUGAGCUCCCUCAGAAGAUUAUAAUGCCUGGCUUUAAAACAGUGGUGUAUGUUUCCCACAUAAAUGACCUUUCAGACUUUUAUGUUCAACUAACAGAUGACGAAGCUGAAAUCACUAGUCUUUCAGAGAGAUUAAACGAUGUUAGGACCAGGCCAGAAUUUUAUUCAGGUCCACCUUUGCAGAGAGGAGAUGUAACAUGUGCCAUUUUUCCAGAAGACAGUUUGUGGUAUCGGGCUGUGGUCAGGGAACAACAACCCAAUGACCUUCUGUGUGUACAGUUUAUAGAUUAUGGCAAUGUUUCUGUGGUCCAUACUAACAAGAUAGGUAAGCUGGACCUUCUUAACGCACUGGUACCAGCCCUGUGCAUUCAUUGCUCCUUGAGGGGACUUUGGGCUCCUGAGAUUUUAAACUGUAAGGCAGUGACGCGUUACUUUUCCCGAAGGACAGACGAGGUUCAAAUAAGAUGUGAAUUUGUUCAGUUCCAAGACAGAUGGGAAGUUAUUCUUGCUGAUGAACAUGGGAUCAUAGCAGAAGACAUGAUUAGCAGAUAUGCUUUCAGUGAAAAAUCUCAAGUAGGACUUUCUGACCAAAUCAUUAAAGGUGCCUGUUCAAAGUCUGUCCACAAAACAGACAUUGGCACUUCACUGUUUCUUAACUGGUACAACCCAAAUAUGAAGAUGAUAAGAGCAUAUGCCACAGUGAUAGAUGGACCUGAAUAUUUUUGGUGUCAGUUUGCUGAUACCGAGAAACUUCAGUUUUUAGAAGCAGAAGUACAAACCGCUGGAGAACAAGUAACGGCUUGGAGGAGUUGUGUCCCAUGCCCUCAUAUCGGAGAUCCUUGCAUAGUGAGAUAUAGAGAAGAUGGGCAUUAUUACAGGGCACUUAUCACCAAUAUUUGUGAUGAUUAUCUGGUAUCUGUCAGGCUUGUGGACUUUGGAAACAUCGAAGACUGCGUGGACCCCAAAGCACUCUGGAAUAUCCCUUCUGAACUCUUGGUGGUUCCCAUGCAAGCCUUUCCAUGUUGCCUCUCAGGAUUUAAUAUUUCAGAAGGUACGUGCCCUCAAGAGGGAAAUGACUAUUUUUAUGAAAUAGUAACAGAAGAUGUGUUGGAGAUAACAAUAUUAGAAAUCAAAAGGGAUGUUUGUAAUAUCCCUUUAGCAAUCGUUGACUUGAAAAGCAAAGGCGAAAGUAUUAACCAGAAGAUGAAGAAAUAUUCUAAGAUUGGCAUCAGUAACAGUGCUCUGCCCUAUGAAAAACAUGACCCGGAGAUAAAGGGAGCUCUUGGGUCCCUCAGUCCUGAGGUUGGAUUUAAGAAACCAAGUAGUAAAGCUGGACAAGAGAAAGCCCUAUAUGUCGAGUCACAGACAGAUGAGCUCUCUGAAAGAACUGAAAAAGAUUUAAACAUCACUGAAGCCAAACCAACUAAGUUCUAUGACCCUGACACUGACAACCUUUUUGAAGCUUUCGAAAACCCAUGCAAAGAUAAAAUUGGCGUCGAGGUACUGGAAGGUAAAAGAGAGUGCCGUCUGGUCGACGAAGCAAAGUUUGAUGAUAAACACCUCAUGACAGGAUUUAACAUGUUACUACCACUGCAGGCUAGUGAAACAAAGGAGAUAUUAGAACUGAACUCACUUGAGGUGCCACUUUCUCCUGAUGAUGAAUCAAAAGAGUUCCUGGAGCUGGAGUCCAUUGAGUUACAGCAUUCUCUAGUCGGGGAUGAAGAAAAAGAGCCAGGCCGGGUGCCUCCACUUGUGCCCCUCCCCCAAGGCUGUGACACAGAAGCCACCCUGCAUCCGUUUACAGUGCAGCUUCCCCUCAACUGUGAAUCUGAGAAACAGCCGGAACUAGAAUUACCCACAGCCCAGUUGUGUUUAGACGACAAAAUAAACCCUUUGUCUCUACCAGUUGGUCAGAGAGCCCAAGACCCCAUGUGCGCUGAGGACACAAGGAAGUCAAGUUGUAUGGAAUGUUUUGACGACCAGCCUAGGUUACCCUUGCACCUACAUGGAAUGAAUUGCGAUCCCAACAGGCAAAUUGAAAUUAACAUAUAUAAAAAAGAAUUUACAGAGUACAAAAGCAGAGAUGCCAUUUCACCACUGACUCUGUUCUCCGAAGAAGAAUCCAGAGACGGAAGGAAGCGCAAUAAUGCUUUACAAGAUCAUGUCUCAGCUCAAGCAGAGAAGACCUACACUCUGGAAGGAUUUGCUGUUGGAUCCAAGUGUGUUGUGUGGUCAAGUCUAAGAAACACAUGGUCUAAAUGUGAGAUUCUGGAAAUAGGUGAAGAAGGCACAAGGGUUUUGAACCUUUCAAAUGGUAUGGAGGAGAUAGUGAACCCUGAGAAUGUCUGGAAUGGCAUACCCAAAUUAGAUAAGAGUCCAUCUGAGAAAAGGGGUCUGGAGGUGAUAUAAAUUUAACUGUGGAUCCAUAGACGUGGCCAAUCUGUCUGAAACUGCUCUUAAACAUGUGGCAUCUUGCCCAGACCAGCAGAGUAUUUGAGCAAGUCGAGAGCAUAUGAUCACAAGAAGUUGUCAUUUUUGAAAACUCUGAUAUGCACUGAAAACAAAAUAGAUCUCAGGGCCACUCCGAAAUGUAUUUACAGUGGUUUUGCCGUACAUAUGGAUCUGGGAUCUUUCUUCUCCCUUUAAAUAUGUUAUGUUUCUAAUCAGUUAGGUGGAUUUAUUUUGCUAAACAAUAUGCUAACACAUUACUCAAAUUUAAAAAAACAAAAAACAAAAAAAAACCAACCCACCCCUAUUUCUGUUUCUUUUGAAUAUAGUGUUUAAAUUAAAAUAGAAAAUGCUAGGUUUAUGGCAAGUGUAUUAUAUGAUACUACUUACAGGGAUGGCUUUGUUAGCAAUAACUCCUUCAGAUUUUUGUUUUGUUGCUGAGCUUUGUCUUGUCAGUCUAGUUAACAUUUGAUUAAUAUUCUGUUUGAUUUUGGAAGUAUUCUAAUAUGACACAACAUUUGAAUAAAGUUUCUCCUUAAAGGUG
Neofelis nebulosa (Clouded leopard) is the source of this 7092-nucleotide messenger RNA. It is a transcript of the gene TDRD6, whose product is annotated as tudor domain containing 6. Gene Ontology annotation, biological process: spermatogenesis. The transcript is spliced from 4 exons. The coding region runs from base 174 to 6509 and encodes 2111 amino acids. Lineage: Eukaryota; Metazoa; Chordata; Mammalia; Carnivora; Felidae. The record is from RefSeq and is a predicted model, not a curated record.